AUGGCGCGCCGGGUCCGAAAGACGCCGUGGAGCCGCACGGGAUGCAGUGAUGGCCAAAAGCCGAGGUGUCAGACAUGCCUGCGACUGGGCCUCGAAUGCGUGCAGUUCGACAUCUUCUGUCCCAUCAACGUCGUUACACCGACUCGCGAUUCCCGGCCGUCCAGAGCGGUGACAGACGCCGCCGACCCAGAGCCAGAUCCGGACGAAUCGAAUCUCUCGAGCCCGGCAUCGACAUCGUCGGGGUCUUCCGGCAGCACAGCAGACGAUGCGGCAGAGUCGAGCGGCGAACAGGCCGAGUGGCACGACGGCUCCUCGGCGCUGAUUCCGUCGAGUGCUCGGAGGCUCUCGCAGUCGUCGUCGUCGUCGUCGUCAUCGCAGUCGCAGUCACAGUAUGAGUCGCAGUUUCAGCUACAACCACCGCACCAGCGGCAUCACCAGACGGCCCUGCGGACUCGCGACGGCGGCUCACGGGACGGGCCGCUGAUGCCGUCGCUGUCGGCCUUUUCCUACCUGUCUACGAGCGAAUACUUCUUCCUGCAGUACUACCUGGAGCGGCUGAGCAACGUGCUGGUCAACGCAAACAGCCACACCAACCCGCUCAAGUCGCUGAUCCUGCCGCGCAUCGCCUCGUCGAACCUGCUGCUCGACGCCAUCUGUGCCACGGCCGCCGUGCACCGGGCGAGUGCCAACGACGUCGACCGGUCUGAAUACGCAACCAUGGCGACGCGGUAUUACGUCCGCGUGCUGUCGGCGGUGCGGGACUUGAUUCCGCGGGUGACGAAUAGUUCGAGCGGUGGCUCCAGCAGCCCUGGGUCUAGCAGAAGAAGAGAGCUGAUAACUGAUGGCGGAGAAUCAAGUCCCGUCGAGGGCGAGAGCAGCGGUGACUACAAUAACAGCAACAGUAAAGGCCAUGGCGGCACAAAGAACAAGAGCAGGAGGAAGGUGAUUAUCGAGGACAAAGACACGGCCGAGAUGGCCAUUCUAGCGUCCAUCUUCCUCUGCAAGUACGAGAUUAUCAAGGACGGCGUGGAAAACUGGCGCUUCCACCUGCGUGGUAUCGAGUCUCUGUGCCAGUCGCUGAACCCGGAGCAGGCAGCUUCCAUGUCGAAUACGCUGGCCUACGUCCGUAGUUUCAUGUCGUAUCAUAAAAAUAUAGCUCGCGUCACCGAGUACUCGCCGCAGGUUAGAGAGGAAGAGUUUGAGCACGAGCCCUUUGAGAUUGGCGCGCUGUUUCCGGUCGACCCGUACAUGGGCUUCUCCCAGAGCCUCAUCAUUCUUCUCGGUCGGGUCAACGACCUCCUCGUGAUCAACAUACGGGACGAACCGUAUAAAGUGAGACAGGAAGUGGAGGCAAUAUUGAACCUGCUCGCCAGGAGAAGCUGGAGUGCGGAUCGAUUCGCCAUUCCUGAGGGCAUGGGUCCCUCGACGAUUGAAAACUCGUCACAUAUUGCUGAGGCGUACCGAUGUGCCGUCAUUGCGUGUAUCCAUGCCGUGCUCGAAAUUCUGGAGAAGAGGGAGAGAGACGGCGCCGUUUAUUCCCCACCGAUGCCAAUGGAGCUGUCCUUCCAAACGCAAUUGCAAUUGCAAUCACAAUCCACAAUCCCCAUCCCCAUAGACUGGGCAUCCCUGCAUGCCCUUUUGCCCGUAGAAAAGCCCGAGGCUUUGACUGACUGUCUGGCGGCGGUGGCGCGAGUCCCGCUUGGAUGUCCGGAAGAGGCCGGUCUGCUUCCGCUGCUCUUCAUUGUCGCGUGCGAGACGGAGCGGCAGGACCAGGCAAAGGAGGCGCUGCUGCGAGUGGAAGCGUUGGGGAGCCACAUUGGGCUUGGAAAUGUGAAGUGCGCGAGCAUGUUGUUGAAGCAGGUGUGGAUUAGAAAGUCGCAACAGCAAGACUUUCAUGACUGGCGGGGGUUGUUGGCCAAGGUGAAGUGGGAUCUCAUUAUUACUUGAGAUGAUGGAGAGACGAGUAUUCGAUGAGGGGUGAUGAUUGCUGAGAGGUCCAGGUCGAUUGAGAGGUGAUGACCAAUUGAGAGACCAUUGCCGAUUGUGAGAUGAUCACCCAUUGGGAGAUGAUCCAUUGAGUGAUGAUCCAUUGAGUGAUGAUCUAUUGAGAGACCAUAUCCAAUGGAGAGGACCAUACCCAAUGGGGAGAUCACCUAUUGAGAGAUGAUGACCAGUUGAGAGACCAUUGUCGAUUGUGAGAUCAUCACCAAUGGACAGACCAUUGAGAGAUGAUCCAUUGAGAGAUCACCCAUUGAGACCAUCGCCGACUGAGAGAUCAUCACCCAUUGAGAGAUCGUUUGAGAGACCAUCAUCCAUUCAGAGAGAGACACUCCCAUGACCGAAAGAAAUGGCGUAUUUCCAAUCUAAAAUGAUGUGUUUCUUCUCCUCUCUUUUCUUAUUCCAUUUUCCUUUGUCAUCUUUUCUUUUGGCCCAUUUCUUUUUCUCUUUUCAUCUUCUUUAGCCUGUUUUUUCGUUGUCGUUUCGGUAUUCUCGCGCCGUGGGAUUGUGUCAUUUUGACUUGGUAUGGGAAACAUGACGGGAACGAUGGCGCCCUAGCUAUAGUAUAGUAUAACCAAAACUAGUAAUUUUGUG
Trichoderma virens Gv29-8 is the source of this 2592-nucleotide messenger RNA. RefSeq lists its product as uncharacterized. Gene Ontology annotation, molecular function: transcription cis-regulatory region binding; zinc ion binding; DNA-binding transcription factor activity, RNA polymerase II-specific. The record is from RefSeq and is a predicted model, not a curated record. Lineage: Eukaryota; Fungi; Ascomycota; Sordariomycetes; Hypocreales; Hypocreaceae. Bases 1 to 1947 code for a protein of 648 amino acids. Gene Ontology annotation, cellular component: nucleus. Gene Ontology annotation, biological process: positive regulation of transcription by RNA polymerase II. The transcript is spliced from 5 exons.